CCGGACGCGGCGGCGAGCCCCAACUCCCAGCGCCUGCCCCUCCUCCGCCCGCUCCCGCGCAGCGGCCGGCUGCUUAGUCACGAUGAGGCUGCGCUUGCCGGCGGCCCAAGCCCCCUCCCCCCGGGGCCCGCCUCUGGGUUGCUCUCCCUCCCCGUGCCACUUCCGUGUGGAUGGCCCUGCUGCCCCGCACGCUGAGCGCGAGCGUGGGGCCGAGCUGGCUGCGGGUGGCGUGCGCCUUCCACGGCUUCCCGCUGCCUCCGCCCGGGCCCGCCGGCGCCCUGCGCACCCUCUCCCAAGCUAUGGCGUGUAAGCAGGAGCCUCAGCUGCAGUGUCCGCCGCCCGCUGCGGUGGCCUGCUACGACUACCUGGUGAUCGGGGGCGGCUCCGGCGGGCUGGCCAGCGCGCGCCGGGCAGCCGAACUCGGCGCCAGGGCCGCGGUGGUGGAGAGCCACAAACUGGGCGGCACUUGCGUGAAUGUUGGAUGUGUACCCAAAAAGGUAAUGUGGAACACAGCUGUCCACUCUGAAUUCAUGCAUGAUCAUGUUGAUUAUGGCUUUCAAAGCUGUGAGAGUAAAUUCAAUUGGCGUGUUAUAAAAGAAAAGCGGGAUGCCUAUGUGAGCCGCCUGAACACCAUCUAUCGAAACAAUCUAACCAAGUCCCAUAUAGAAAUCAUCCAUGGCCAUGCAGCAUUCACAUGUGAUCCCCAGCCCACAGUGGAGGUUAAUGGGAAAAAAUACACAGCUCCUCACAUUCUGAUUGCCACAGGUGGUGUCCCCUCAUAUCCUCAUGAGAGCCAGAUCCCUGGUGCCAGCCUAGGAAUAACCAGUGAUGGAUUUUUUCAGUUGGAAGAAUUGCCUCGCCGCAGUGUCAUUGUGGGCGCAGGUUAUAUUGCUGUGGAAAUAGCUGGGAUCCUCUCAGCCCUGGGCUCUAAGACAUCAUUAAUGAUACGGCAUGAUAAGGUACUUAGGAAUUUUGAUUCACUAAUCAGUUCCAACUGCACUGAAGAGCUGGAGAAUUCUGGCGUGGAGGUCUUGAAGUACUCACAGGUCAAGGAAGUUAAAAGGACUUCAUCAGGCCUGGAAGUUUCCGUGAUUACUGAAGUUCCUGGAAGCAAGCCGACCUUGACCACUAUUCCAGAUGUUGACUGCCUGCUCUGGGCCAUUGGGCGGGACCCAAAUUCCAGGGGCUUGAAUUUAAACAAUCUGGGAAUUCAAACUGAUGAGAAAGGUCAUAUUAUAGUAGACGAAUUCCAGAAUACCAAUGUCAAAGGUGUCUACGCUGUCGGGGACGUGUGUGGGAAAGCUCUUCUUACUCCAGUUGCAAUAGCUGCUGGCCGGAAACUUGCCCAUAGGCUUUUUGAAUGCAAAGAAGAUUCCAAAUUAGACUAUGACAACAUCCCCACUGUGGUCUUCAGUCAUCCCCCUAUUGGGACGGUUGGACUCACAGAAGAUGAGGCUGUUAAUAAAUAUGGAAAAGAUAAUGUGAAGAUCUAUUCAACCACGUUUACCCCAAUGUAUCACGCAGUGACCACAAGGAAAACUAAAUGUGUGAUGAAAAUGGUUUGUGCCAACAAAGAGGAAAAGGUGGUUGGGAUCCAUAUGCAGGGAAUUGGUUGUGAUGAAAUGCUGCAGGGUUUUGCUGUUGCAGUGAAAAUGGGAGCAACUAAGGCUGACUUUGACAACACAGUUGCCAUUCAUCCUACCUCUUCAGAAGAACUGGUCACACUCCGUUGAGAACUUAGAGACUUCUGUGGCUGGCAGUUGGGCCAGUGGACCUUCUGAGAUGAACCAAUCAAUCAC
Messenger RNA from Urocitellus parryii (Arctic ground squirrel), 1799 nucleotides. It is a transcript of the gene Gsr, whose product is annotated as glutathione-disulfide reductase. Gene Ontology annotation, biological process: cell redox homeostasis; cellular response to oxidative stress; glutathione metabolic process. Lineage: Eukaryota; Metazoa; Chordata; Mammalia; Rodentia; Sciuridae. The record is from RefSeq and is a predicted model, not a curated record. Gene Ontology annotation, cellular component: mitochondrion; cytosol. Gene Ontology annotation, molecular function: NADP binding; glutathione-disulfide reductase (NADPH) activity; flavin adenine dinucleotide binding.